Molecule: messenger RNA, 588 nt
Organism: Bacidia gigantensis
Lineage: Eukaryota; Fungi; Ascomycota; Lecanoromycetes; Lecanorales; Ramalinaceae
Exons: 1
Coding region: 1-588 (195 amino acids)
Source: RefSeq, a predicted model, not a curated record
AUGACUGCACCAAUUUUGUCCACGAAGGAUUUCUUCCGCUUCCUCGAACCGGUGCUGUCCGCAAUCAAUAAGAACGCUCGCGGUGACGCCCCCGAAACUCUCGAGAGACUCCUACGCGAUCCAAAGGAGUUCGCAAGGGCAUCGUCACUGGACGUCGACCCGAAAGUACUUGAAAGAUACGACGAAAUCAGAACAAAUAAGAAUCUCGGAGGACACCGCGAAAUCCUGGAACGUCUUGCGAAGGGCGGACUCUUUCACGAAAACACUGAAGAGUGGCAAAUUCCCUUCGUCAAAACUUAUCUGAACAUUUUCACCAUCGUCAUAGAGAGAGGAGGCGCUGGAGCACUCUUCCUAUUAGCGAGCUUGUUUGACGUUUACGAGCUUCAACGUCUCGAUCUGGACGAUUCGCGCUUUGAAUCCUUUUGGUUAAAGAACCAACCGUCAAAAGAACAUUGGAAACAGAUGAAGGAGGAGCUUAAGAAAUGGGAUAUCGUUGACUGCCUCGACAAAGCUCAGGUACCAGGAGAUGAUCCCAAACCAAAGAGAUCGAUAUGCCAAACCUUGCUCAAUAUAAUUACUGGGCGCUAG